Messenger RNA from Clonostachys byssicola, 2097 nucleotides. Lineage: Eukaryota; Fungi; Ascomycota; Sordariomycetes; Hypocreales; Bionectriaceae. The record is from the annotation of a GenBank genome assembly.
AUGCCUCUAGGACCCGCGGCGCGAUGUCGUCGCCCGGCUCGACGGCAGCCAUCUGCCCCCCAGGUCGCCGCAAAGCUGCUCAACCUCGCGACCUGCCGAACUGUUGAGGCCCAGCAACGCAGGCCCGUAGGCUUCUGUCGCUUCUCGAGCUCUCAGAAGGGGCCCAUCGAGAAACGCCGGCUGCUGGGGAAGCGCCACAUGACGGGCAUGAUGGCAGAACCCCCCACAUACAAUCCUUCCUGGCAUUUUGAGGUUAUGAACGACCCGAAGGAGUGGCAAUGGGAACCUCCUACGACGCCCGAAACACGACACAAGCGCAAUGCCGAAAUUAGUAUAAAGAAUCUCAGUGGGAAGCUGCUUCGAUGGCUCGAAGAUUCGAAUCUGGAUAAACCGUUCAUCGACCCGCCUCCAAAAGUCCUCGACUCGCCAGCAAUAACCGAGUCAACGGCGGCCCUCAACUCAACAGCAGUAUUAGACCCAUCGGAAGUCCUCGACUCGCCAGCAGUUCUCGACUCGCCAGAAGUCCUCAACUCACCAGCAGUUUCCAACUCGCCAACAGCCGAGCAAUCGAUCAGUGUACCUGCAGCCGAUGCGGUUACGAUGAAUUCAGAAUUGCGCCAACUACGAUCUGCCAUAUGGGGGAUGAAAUGGGGAUGGAAUAAAGUUAGGAAAAGGUCUAUCUGGCUGGUGAGAGACAAGUUCAUAAAAAACUUGGUUGGUAGGAUUAGGUCCCGGGACUUCACACCAGAAUACCUGGUUGAAAUGAUGAGACCUUUGGAUACGGCCACCAUGGCACGCAUCUCAAACAAAAUGAUUUCUCAAAGCGUCAUUUCGAGUAUUCGAAGUGCCGUCGUCACAACGCUGUCCGAGUUGCGAGCCGAGGACGAUCUCAGAGAUGAUUAUAGAGAAGCCUGGGAGGCGGUCCUAAACGAUUCACUUGCGGCGACAGCAAAAGGUGAUAGCUUCCGGAUUCUGGCACUCGUCAUCGAAAAGGCACAGCCCAUGGACAGAGACCUGAUUCCUGUUGACGAGCUUGCAACGUCACUCUACAGCUUGAUCCGGUCAGUGAUGCGUUCACCCAAGGAGCAUGAUAAGCUGAAGAAUCUCGCAGUACUUGCCCAGCUGAUGCAGUCUUUCGAGCCCCCUAUGCGAGAAGCCAUCGGCCAGAAGGUCGAAUCUAUCAUUGCGGAGACCUUCGAUGCUGGCCUCAAUUAUGAAUACCGGUACUGGUGGCUGCUCUUCAAGGCACACUACCUCGAACUAUCAUUUUCCGAGUUCGAGCAGCUUGUCAUUUCCUACUUAGGAUCUCACCACCGGCCAGACAAACAGCAAACCUUGCUACUUAUGUCGGCAAGAAUGUUCGCUGACGAAUGCCUGGAAGCAGAAUCAUACAUGGAAUUCACCCGCCAGGUGCUGCUCCGUGGCUACCUAGAACAACACUGGUUAACGUUAGCCAAAAAGGUCAUCGAGUCGAGACAUCCCGCUGGCCUGACGAGCCUUUGGUGCCACCUGGGCGCCCUCAAGUGGGACGUCCGUUUCUUUCGGACGCUCAUCGUCCUCACGAGGACUUCCCGCCCCAACGUCGUGCAGAACACGCAAGCGGUGAUUAAGGACAUCGUCUCCAACCCGCACCUCCCUUCGCUCAGGUUCUGGGUGGCCCUGAAGGACGAGAAGCGCAGCAUCAUGCACCCGGAGCCCACAUCUACUACCGAGGCCAGUGCCGCGCCCCCCCUUGAUGCGCCUGCCAUCAAGCAGCAGUUGAUGGACCUGGUGGACAUGAUAGCUCUCUGGUACGAGAAGGCCCCGGGGCUGACCAACCGCAUGGCCUUUCGCGGAGUGUCCCGCUGCAUGCGAUUUCAAAGCGAUCUGGCUGGUCGGCCGACGGACGCGGUCCUCCGUUGCAUAACAAACGUUGUCACGAGGUCCCUGCGCGACGGGCAGCCUGCACCAGUGGGGCGUUUGCAGCAUUACAUCGCGAACAUUGUUGCUCCUAGCUUUGGGGUACAAGUUGCCCAUGAUUGUAGCAUCAUCAUAGCCUCGUGGCAGAAACAAGCCACUCUCAAUGUAGAGGAAAAACUAAAGGCAAAGAGAAGAUAA